AUGACGACAGUUAGGCUGAAGAAUGUGUUCGGUGAGCCUUUCAAGCAGGCUUACUGCGAUCUCAAGAUCAACCCGAAGCCCACCGCAUUCUCCCCGGGGAUGGCGGCCAGCAACACCCAUAUUGCGUUCCCAUGGGAGGUUGGAGGUGGUGGGCUCAUCACCCUGAUCAACAUCGAUAAGCUGGGGAGGAACAGUGGCUCUGACCGUAUGAACUUUAAGGGGCACACUGGAUCGAUUCAGGAUAUUACCUUCAACGAGUUUGACAACAACCUCUUCGCCUCAGCAUCUGACGACGGCUCCGUGAGAGUUUGGCGUGUGACUGGGGAGCAGGAUUCUACCGCCGCGGCGAACCUGAACGGGCAUACCAAGAAGACCACCAAUGUAGUAUGGAACAGCGCCACCGAUUUCGUGCUCAUGUCGGGUGGACUGGAUAACACCGUCCGCGUGUGGAACGUGCAGAACGAAACCGAGGUUGUAAGUAUCCCCAUUGAGGGCCAGUAUUCCUACUGCAACUGGUCGUACGAUGGAGACCUGUGCGUCGUCGCCACCAAGGAGGCAGGUGUCGCCGUGGUCGACCCUCGUGAAGGAAAGGUGUCGCACAGCUUCAAGGCACACGAGUCUAACAAAGCAACGAGCGUAGCCUGGCUAGGAGGCAAUUAUGGUAACGACCACCUCGCCACGACGGGAUAUGUCGGCAACCAGACACGCCAGAUCAGGAUAUGGGACAGGCGCAACACCGAUAAGCCGCUACUAUCCAAGGACAUUGAUUCGGCGCCUGGACCUCUGAUCCCGCACUGGGACAGCGCCACUGGGCUGUUGACGGUGGUCGGCAAGGGUGACCUCACAGUGCGCAUAUUCCAGUACCUUGAGAAUGAACUCAACCGUGCUGGAGAGAUCAAGUGCAGCGGAACCAUCAAGUCGUUCUGCUUCCUGCCGGCUACUGCGUGCGACAAGUCCAAGUGCGAGCUUGGCCGCAUGCUUUACAACAACUCCGGCAAGGAAAUCAACCCCAUCUCAGUGGUUGUCAUGCGCAGGAACAGCGGGGCCGCUAUGGAUGAGAUUUACGGUGCUUUGCAGCCCAGGCGCCGCACAAGCGCCAAGGAUUGGCACAAUGUCCCCGGUCGUAGUGCGGGUGUCAGUGUGGAAUCAUCUUUGACCGAAGGCUCCUCUUCGGCCGCAGUGACAUCGACUUCAGCAGCAGCGUAUGAUGCACAGAGCUAUCACGCGGCACCGUCGCGGACGAUUGCGUCGGAUAAUUCGAUGUCCUUUACUCCGACUGUUCCCACCCCUCCGCAAGAGUGCGAGACGACUGCAACAGGCCGUGCGUUCGGUGAAAUAUGCGCCUCUCUGGGAGUGCUAUGCCAGAAGUACAAGCCAACCUUCGACGACGCCGACAUGAUAGAUGAGCUUGAGACCUUCAAGGGCGAUGUGGAAUGCGUGAUUGCGAAGCUUAGGCAACUGCACAACAUCCCAGCUCCCGCUCAGGAGCAGCCUCAGUUUACGUCGAUGCUGUCGGGCGAGCCCAAGGCGCCUGUGCGCAUUGUGUCGCGUGACGAAGGGCGUCCGGCAUCUGGAUCGUCGGGGCUGUCAGGUGUGAGGGCUGCGAUAGCAGCGAUGGAGGCCCGAGCUCAGGCAAAGGCGCAAGCACAAGCCAACGGGCGCGCCGGCAAAUGA
This is a messenger RNA of Babesia bigemina, 1674 nucleotides long. RefSeq names its product WD domain, G-beta repeat containing protein, putative. Lineage: Eukaryota; Apicomplexa; Aconoidasida; Piroplasmida; Babesiidae. Gene Ontology annotation, molecular function: actin filament binding. The transcript has 4 exons. The record is from RefSeq and is a predicted model, not a curated record. Gene Ontology annotation, biological process: actin filament organization. Bases 1 to 1674 code for a protein of 557 amino acids.